Molecule: messenger RNA, 2672 nt
Organism: Agrilus planipennis (emerald ash borer)
Lineage: Eukaryota; Metazoa; Arthropoda; Insecta; Coleoptera; Buprestidae
Gene: Bgb
Product: protein big brother
Exons: 4
Coding region: 693-1454 (253 amino acids)
Biological process (GO): regulation of transcription by RNA polymerase II
Cellular component (GO): nucleus; core-binding factor complex
Molecular function (GO): transcription coactivator activity; sequence-specific DNA binding
Source: RefSeq, a predicted model, not a curated record
AGAUAUAUGUAUUUAAAGCUGUAAUCGCCGCACUGAACUUACAAUUAGUGUCGUUGUAAUUUUGAUGAUGACUUCUUCGUAUAUUUAUACUUGUGUUUGUAAUUUUGUUUAUUAAAAUAUGCUUCAUCAACUCUGCACAGUGAAAACUUAUAAGAAAACGGGAAAAUCCGGUGAAAGUUCCACCAGAAGGAUUAUAACGUCGCAUUUUAAAUGCUCAAGGAGCUUUUUAAGCCAAAAACUAUAACCGAAAUCGUUUUUCCGAAAAAGCAUUCCCAAGGGUCCCUUAAUAAAAAAUUUAAAGUUCCUGAAAGCCAUCUGCACUCUUCACAGGCAGAUGCCAAAAAUAAUAGGAUAACAAGGAUAAUCUGAUACUUAUGCCGCCCAAAGACCAAACAGACUUCGGCAUAGGACAGGAUGUUAAGCUGAAAAGCUCCAGUGAAUGUUCCAUUGGUUCGUUCUAAAUAAAGGCUCCGCCUUUUGCAGGGCUGCACCAAGGGGGCCCCCUUCUUUUACUGAAUGAGUCUUUCAAAAAUGUUUCAGCAUCCAACUUCAGUGAUCAGUAUCGCUUUGUAUACACUGUGCGAAACAAGCGGAUUGAGACAGUUGCGGUGUGAAAAUUAACGCGUCUGCGAUAGUUCCGCGAAAGAGAAGAAAAUUCCGAAAAAGCGGUGGAAAACUGAACUUACAGUGUUAUGCAUUCAAUGAACGAUCCCACGUCGGCACUUGCAGGGAUGUUACCGUUCGAUUCCAUCGGUAUUUACGAACAACCGAAACCCCGGUUCAUUUUCAAAAUGCCCAGGGUCGUACCUGAUCAAAAAGCCAAAUUUGAGUCGGACGAACUCUUUAGGAGACUUAGCAGAGAAAGCGAGGUCCGCUACACGGGUUAUAGAGACAGGCCGCAGGAGGAGAGGCAAGGACGAUUUUUAAACGCCUGUCGGGAAGGACAUACCGAAAUAGCGUUUGUUGCAACCGGCACAAAUUUACAAUUAGUUUUUGCACCUCCCAGCAACAGUUACAUGCAAAAUAAAGAAUGCGACUUCGACAAAGAACAAGGAAAGGUCCAUCUAAAAUCUUCGUUUAUAAUGAAUGGGGUGUGUGUUCGAUGGCGGGGGUGGAUCGACUUGGAACGGCUUGACGGGGUGGGCUGUCUGGAAUAUUGCGAAGAACGAGCUGCUACAGAGGACGCUUUGUUGAGGGAACAAAUCGAAAGGUAUAACCAAAGACUUCGAGAAUUCGAGGACAAACAGAGGGCUGCAGCAGGAUAUAGACCAACUCAUAAUCAACAGGAUCAUCGGACAGCUACCGAACAGGAACUUGAGUUGAGAAUGGCCAACAAUCUUCACGGUACGGGCCAUCACCAUGGUCACCAUGGAGGUCCCGUGUCCUCCAGAUGCCACGGUCCCCCAAGACACGGCUUACCUUUACAAGUAGGACUGCCACUUACGCCACCGUAGCAUAAUAAUUAUUUUUGUGCUUUCGCCAAUCCCAGUUUUUUUGUGCAAUUGCGAAGCUUAAUCGGUAACGAUUUUUCGAAAACAUAGAAAAAAUAAAAGACGGUGACAUCAAUUUUGUAAAGUCGAAUUGGAAAUUUAUUAUGUAAUUUGUUUCAAAUUAGAUGAAAACGAGUUCGAAAAUACAUCCUCCAGUUCAUGGACCUUUUGUGGCUAUUGCAUUUUCUGUGUUUUCAAUAUGAUUUGCAGCAUUAACCAAAAAAUCUUGACACACUUAUAAAAAAUAUUUAUGAUUUAAUUAAAACGAAAUAGUACAAAAGAAUUCUGUGCUUCAGUAGUCUAUUUCAAAAUAUUUCUUUAGUAGUAGACUGUUUGAAUAAAACGCGUGUCGUCAGGGGAAGAAUGGACCUCUUUCCGACCUCAGCAUGUUCCCUUUGAUUGUGGACUAAAUCCCGUAGAUUUCAGUGAAGGCACGGGCUGGAUUACGUGAACUAGCACCCGAAUGUUUACGUAUCUUUUCAACCCUUACAUCAGGCAUUGAGGCAUUGAUUAGAUUGUUUCAGUUUUGUUCUGAGGAUUUAAAGAUAAAAUUCAAAGGAUUUCAACCCGUAUUUGUAAUUCAUCUAACAUGACAAAAUCUUUGAAAUUUUAAGUUUCUUUUUGAUUAUUAUUGGAUUAGAUAGGUAGAUUUUCACAUAAUAUUUGGGUACUCAAUAGAAGAAAGAAAAGAGACUGAAACAAUUUAACAUGUUAAUAAAUAAUCCAAAGAAGGGCUGUGUAAUUUGAGACAUCUGUUUACAAGUUAAUAUAUGUUGAUAGUGACGUUCACACUGUCAAGCCUUUGUCGUUUAAAAAAGCGCAACUAAAUGCACCCGGGGUACAUGCAAAUUAAAUAGGACCCUUCCGUUGAAAAAGAGGACACAUUUGCUUAUAAUCACUACAGAAAUAUACGUAAUAUGUGUCUCUUGUAACAGCCAGUAGAGUCGAAACAUUUUUACCUCCAAAUUAUCUAAUACACAAGUAUUUUGAACACACUUUGUAAAUAAAAUUAAUUUUUCCUGUCAUUCGUGCUUUCUGUUAUUACUUAUAUAUUAAUAAUUUUAUUAUUAUUUUUUAAUCGUCUAUUAGUUCACGAUGUUACUUUGUAUAUUUGAUCGAAACGUUGUACCUAUGUGUAUUAUUAUUUUGUAGGAAAUCCAUUAAAUAAUUGUGUUUAUAUUU